Hyalella azteca is the source of this 4494-nucleotide messenger RNA. Its product is annotated as zinc finger protein Noc. The transcript has 4 exons. The coding region runs from base 184 to 1638 and encodes 484 amino acids. Gene Ontology annotation, cellular component: nucleus. NCBI's taxonomy places the organism in Eukaryota, Metazoa, Arthropoda, Malacostraca, Amphipoda, Hyalellidae. The record is from RefSeq and is a predicted model, not a curated record. Gene Ontology annotation, biological process: negative regulation of DNA-templated transcription.
CAGCGCUCAAAUCCAGCGAGGCCAUUCAGUGUGCUGCUGCCAUCGAUAGAGGAUGUGUGUCGCUCGUUGCUCCCAGUGAACAGUGUCUGGCGUGCCCAGUGCUUGCAGUGUUCUCAAAUUAUUUCGUUACUUCGUGGUGCGUUUUACUCUCGUACAGCUGUGGAUAGAGAAAAUAAAGACAAAAUGUUGACUUCAUCAGCCAAUCAAUAUCUUAGACCUGAAUAUUUGAGUCCCAUUCAAGGCAAUACCAUUGAAUUGGACGCCAAGAAAUCCCCGUUGGCGCUACUCGCCGCCACCUGUUCCCAGAUCGGCUCGGACGGCCCCCAAAAAGGCGAGGCCAAGCCAAAAGACUCCAAAUCCUCACCGGUCGCCAAAUCUCCGUCAAGCGUCGAAUCUUCCGACGAAUCCACGGCCAUCAAAAUUGCCUCAUUCAGACCCUACGAAAAAAAGAAAGAGGAUGGGGAUGAGGAACGAUCUUCUCCCUGCAGAAAAACUCCCACCCGACUCUCUCCUCCCUCUCAGGGAUCCCCAACAGUCAACGGCUGUCACACUCCCCACCACAACAGGUCGUCGUCGCGGGGAAGUGAUUCGGGGAGGCCAGCCUCGUCCUCUUCUCUGACCAGGAACCACAACGACACUCCCUCAUACUCGUCAUCUUCGUCGUCGACGUCAGUCAGAACCUCGUCCCCGUUAUCAGCCAUGCCUAAGCUGGGCUGCUUCUCAUCGUCCCUGGGUCUGGGCUCGCUAUCUGGGCUCAGUGAGCUCUGUAAGGACCCUCUGGCCGCCUACAAACUUUCACCUGGACUUUACCCAGCUCUGGGCCUCGGUUUCGACCCCCUCGGAGCUGCUGGAUUUGCAGCUCUAACUGCCAAGGUCUCCACUGCAUCCACCACAGCAGUUACCGGAAGCCACAGCAGCAGCAGCUUCACCACAGCACUCAGUAGCCCAUACAUCACCUGGACUCGCGUUAAAACAACGGGUGGCAGCGAGACCGUUAUUCCCGUAUGCCGAGACCCGUACUGUGCUGGCUGCCAAGUCAAUACCCAUGCAGCACAAGUCGUCAACGGCUCUUGCCCGCCUGGCUGCUCCCAGUGCUCACAAAUCAACACGUACUCCAAAAAUUUGUCAGCGGCGCUACCCAGCGUACUUCACUCACUGCCCGCCUCUGCACUAAGCAGUUUGUACGGACAUCCCAGUCUGUUGGGAGGAGCGGUGAGCAGCCAUCAGAACGUGUGCAAUUGGAUAUCAGGCGACAGCUACUGCGGCAAACGCUUCAACUCUGCUGAAGAACUCCUGCAGCAUCUCAGGAGUCAUACUUCCUCUGCUGUGGAUGCCUCAGCAGCUACACUAGCAUCACUUCACCACGCACUUCACCCUCCACACCCACUGCUAGCAGGUCAUCUGCCUCGUGGGUACCCAACUCCCCCGCUGUCACCCUUGUCAGCUUCAGCCAGGUAUCACCCGUAUGCCGCUAAGCCUUCUCUCACCCAUUUGCCGCCUUCAGCUCAUUUGCCUCCAGCGUCAGCUCUCUCGGUGGCAUCAUUUUCAGCUCUCGCACCUCACCCAUUAUCAGCUUACUAUAGCCCCUAUUCUAUUUAUGCUAGGAGCUUAGGCGCUACCGCUGGUCUUCACCCAUAGUAAAAAACUUUUUUAAUCUUGAAUCAUUUGUUGUCUUUUAUUAUCUUGUAAUGUACUUUAAUGGAAAACUGAAACGAAAUUUACUGCUAGAAAAUUGAUGGCAGUCAAUUAUACGCAAUAAUUGCCUAUUUCAUCGUCGGGAAAUCUCGCAUUGCCGCUGUUUUAUACAAGUUUAUCGAUUUUGUCGAAUCAGACUUCUGUAAUUGACUUCAGUAUUCAGGUACAGAAUCGAUAUUUGUGUAAGGAAUGGAAUAUCAUUCAGGACUGUGCAAAAUGAAAAUAUCCGUUUUAAUGUUAUUGUUAUUGUAAUUGUUUCGAGAGAUCUCAAAUUAUCUCGUAAGAAUAAUGGAUGUGUGAUGUUGGUUUUGAAGCGAGUCUCGUUGAAUUUUGGCGCGGGUAGCACGAGUUAGGUGUUCCUUGCUGCUCGACUCGCUGCCCCAGGUGUUGUCUGAAUAUCUUUGGCUGCUUAACACCCAAUAAUUAAGUGCCCUUUUGUUCCUGAUUUCAUUAUAGCCUAAAUAUUUGUUAUAAUUUGUUCACAGUCGAAAUAUCAUCGAAACCUAAGUACCGAAUGUUUAGCCAGGAAUUGAAUAUUAUGCAUUGUAAAAGACAAUCAUAAGUUUUUUGGGUUUUCACGCUUACUCAGCCAAGACUUGUGGUAAAUAUUUUGAAGACAGAUGGGCAUGAAUGUUUGUGAAUAAGAUUCAUCGCAAAAUAGAGUUCAAAUUCGAGGUAAUAACCUGCGAAGACAUUUCGGAUUCUAACGCGUAAUACGAAUUUGUUCUAGUAUGCUAUGAUUAUAGCUGAUAUGUAUUCGUUCGGUCACUUUCAGUUCGUAUAUGCGCCUAUGCACGAAAAUUAUUUCAAACAUCCUAAAGAUAAAAAGUGCUCGGUGUCACAUUUAUAAAUUGUUUUAAAUGAUUUUGCAUAUAGUACUUGUCUUUUACGGUCCAUUAAAAGUGGUUCGUGGCGUUACAAGACCUCUGAGACACAGAGCGCUAUUAUGUCGAGACUCGAGACGAAUUCAACAGGGUCGUAUUGAAAGUUUUCAUGCUCACCUCAAGUGUGGAGUUAUGUAGGUUGAAGUACUACAAGCUUCAUUUAUAUCUCCUGAACCGAAUUCUUACCAUAAACCACAUUCUUUUUGAGGUUGGUGAUAGCAUUAGGUAGGCUUAGAGUAUUGCACGAUAUCUGCGUGAUACUUGCAUCAGAAUAUUUAUCGUGCCCAUUUCUAAUCGUGUUAUGAUAUGAAUUUUUUCAUUUCCUAAAUACGCCAUGUCCAGAUUAAUAUGUAGUUCAGCCCUCGUAUUACUUCGAUUAAGACAAACUUAAUUGCGAAAUUAAAAAAAAAAUCAGGUUGUGGUUUUUAGUAAAGAAAUGUUUGUUUUAACCUGCCGCGAACCUUUUUAUCAGUCAUAUCAAUUGCCAAAGACUAAAUAGGCCUUUCCUUCUCACCGAUCCAAAAUUUAGUUUAGCUUAGUGUAGGCGGAAUACUGCUGUAUACCAUAGACCUAACUAUAUACUUUAUAAUAAAUGAUAUAUCUCAAACUACAUUUGAGAUUGAAGUACCAUACUGCUCUCCUUCUGUGAUGAAUGUUCUAUGUAAUGCGUCGAGGUAUUCCUUCUCGAUUUGCAUCAUCAUUUUCAAGUUCAGUGGAUUACUUCGAACAUCUCACUGUUUUUUCAUUUAGUUAAUAAAAGACAUUAUAUUUACCGUUGUUAAGUUGAAAGGUUUUCAGAAAUGGUCAAGUAUUAAAUCAACUAACUGUCCAUCCUCUACACAGUAGAGUUAAAGCCUGAAUAGGAUUUCCAAAAAGCCGUUUGUUUCUCUUGGUUCAUAUCACACGGGCUUCGUGAAGGUGUCAGCGAACUGGCCUAUUUGCUAACAUUUAAACGUAAUCGCGAAACAAACUAAGAUGUUCGAAUGUUCUAUUGCUUUCAUAUGUGGAAUUUUCUUCUAUUGAUUUCCCGGUCUUCUCGAAUAUCAGGAAUCUUUGGCAUUUUUUCAUUAUUUUACUCAUCAUGUUUUGCUCACAAAGCCUUCAACUUCAUGUAUUGGAAAACGCCGAAGUUGAAUUAUACUCAAUUCGAAAGAUCAUCUUUAACAAAUCAGUCGGCGCUCGUUGGCGUAACAGAUGACUAGAUCUAUUCACAAUUUCGGCCUCAGAACCUUCCAUUAGCCAGGCAUGAUUAAACUUGCAUGACGUCUGUAACGUCGCCUUGUAAUACAUGCCCAUCGAUCACGGGCACCCGUUUUAUUAUCAGCCAACGGCUUUCUGUCGAGGUCGUAACAAAUUUACGUUGAGAAAGACUGGCUCAACAUCGAUCUUUGGAGUGUGACAUGAAAUCCUUAAAAGACCAAGGUCACUUUCACGAAAUCUGUGUGAGGAAUGCCUGCUGGGAAGAAUUAUUUUUUAAUAUAUUGUACCGCUCUACAAAAAUAUAAUAAUUUUCGAUUACAUUUUCAUUGCGAUACAAAAAGUUUGUCACUAUUUUAACAUUGUACAAAUUAAGUAUUCUGAACAUAUGUGGGAUUCUCAAUUAAAAUUUAAACCUUCACUAUGUUUUUAACGCGCGAAAUAUGAAAUUUAAUACCACAAUUCUAGCCUGGAGAAAAAUCUUCCGUAGAAAUGUGCGUGUUAUUUGACUGGUUCUGUUGAUGUGCUCAAGGCUUGAGCUCCCUGACCACAUCAGUGCGUGGUCGGCAGCUUGCCUGAUAGCUUAUUACUUUAUGUUAUGUUUCAGUGUGUUGCCCCGAUAUGCUUGCACUUUAUAUGUGAAUAAAAUUAUUCGUCUUUGCCAUCUUAUGUACAGUCCUGUAUUAAAAUGAGAGAAAAUACAUUUAUUUACCUGUAA